AUGGCCAUGGUGGCCUUCUUCUACAGCUGGUACUCGAUGGGCGGCCUGCGGUGCCAGAUGUGCCUUUUCAAUGCGGCGCACUGUGGGGACUGGGAUCCCCUCGGCUGGGAAAAUCUGCUGCUGACGAUGGUCAUGGUGCUCAGUGCCUCUUCGAACCAGCUGCUGAUCCGCGGGAGAAACGGACUGGAGACCUUGGAUAGCUUGAUGUCGCUGAUGUUCCGUUCUCUGCUCUUCGGCUUCAGCGUGCUACCCCUAGGCACCGCUUUCUACCUCUCGGCGCUUUGGUUCCACUACCCUGGGAAGUGGUCGUUGGUGAUCGCCUGCAUCGCUGGCAGCGUCCCCAUGGUCCUGGGCGUUUUCGCCAUCACCUGCGUGCCUCUCUUGUGCUUCGCCAGGACGCCCUGCGGCUCCGCACUGCUGCUUGCAGUGAGCCUCCGCUUAGAGACUCUGCUGCCACGCUGCUUCACUUCGGCCUGA
Messenger RNA from Effrenium voratum, 477 nucleotides. The record is from the annotation of a GenBank genome assembly. NCBI's taxonomy places the organism in Eukaryota, Dinophyceae, Suessiales, Symbiodiniaceae.